UUUGUAACUAAAAAACAGAGAGAGAGAAAUAAUUAAUUAAGGAGAGAUGGCUGAAGCAUCAAACAUUGGUAGCAAAAGCAGUAGAUGGUCCCUUCAAGGGUUGACAGCCCUCGUUACUGGUGGAUCCAAAGGAAUCGGGUAUGCUAUUGUGGAAGAGUUGGCAGGGCUAGGGGCCAGGGUACACACUUGUUCUAGGAACGAAGCUCAACUUAAUGAGUCCUUACAUGAAUGGAGUGCAAAAGGAUACCAUGUCACAGGUUCUGUAUGUGACAUGGCGUCUCGUCCGCAGAGAGAAGACCUCAUUGCUAAAGUCUCUGGUUUGUUUAAUGGCAAACUUGACAUCCUUGUGAACAAUGUUGGAACCAAUUUUCAAAAGGAGACCACUGAGGUCACAGAGGAAGACUUCAGAUUCCUUGUGAGCACGAAUCUUGAAUCUGCUUUCCACAUAAGCCAGCUUGCAUAUCCACUCCUCAAAUCAUCAGAGGCUGCAAGCGUAGUCUUCAUAUCCUCCAUUGCAGGCGUGGUCUCAGUAGACAUGAAAGGAACCAUAUACAGUGCAGCAAAAGGAGCAAUCAACCAACUGACAAGGAAUUUGGCAUGUGAAUGGGCAAAACAUAACAUAAGGACUAAUUGCAUUGCACCGGGGCCAAUCAAAACCAGUCUGGCUGAAAGGGUAUUAAACUUAGACGGAGAGGCGAAACUGGUGGAUGCUUUUGUUUCGCGAACUCCUCUUGGACGGAUGGGAGAGGCAGGGGAGGUGUCUUCCAUUGUAGCAUUUCUUUGCAUGCCUGCGGCUUCUUACAUAACUGGACAGACCAUUUGCGUUGAUGGCGGCUUAACUGUCAACGCUGUCUAAAUAUCUUUGGCUUCUAAAAUGCACCUCCUAUUACUUUGUAUGAUUUAAUUGUUCGAAAAUAAGGAUCUAUCAUCAUAGA
Arachis duranensis is the source of this 935-nucleotide messenger RNA. Its product is annotated as tropinone reductase homolog At5g06060. Gene Ontology annotation, molecular function: oxidoreductase activity. The transcript has 3 exons. Lineage: Eukaryota; Viridiplantae; Streptophyta; Magnoliopsida; Fabales; Fabaceae. The record is from RefSeq and is a predicted model, not a curated record. The coding region runs from base 47 to 856 and encodes 269 amino acids.